GCCUUUGACAAAACCAUGGCAAAGGACAACUCCCUGGCUGUGGGCUACUUCCAGAGAGGGUUUGUCCACCUGCAGCUGGAAAUGUACGAAGAAGCUGUCUCUGACUAUCACAUGGCCUUCAGUCACCUCAGACAAAAUCCCUUCAUUGAUUACAAGCAGCUGGGGCUGAGGCACAUCCUCUAUGCAUGGGAGGUGCUGUACAGCACUGCAGCAGUGCAGUGCCACCUGCAGCAGUGGCGGGAGGCCAGAGUAACCCUCGAGAAGGCUGUGGUGUGGAGACCUGAGAGAAGAACAGCAAUCCUGGAGCUGGCUCUGGAGCGGGUGAAGGACCAGCUGUUUCUGGAGCCCAUGCAUGUUCCUCUGAGAGAGCUUUUCAGACCACGAAAGAAUGAAGUCGAACAGUUGGAUUCCAAAGAUUUCCUGGGUAAACCCAAGGUGAUCUCAUCCAUCAUUCCCAAUGAUGAGUACAUUGGCUUUGAGCCUCUCAGGCUUCAGAAACAAGGAAUUUAUGAACCCAGUGCUGAUGCUCUGAGGGACAGUGAGUCAGGAUACCACCGAGUUGUGGCCCAGUACUGCCCUGAGCAUUCACAGGAGCUGGUGGUGAAAGCUGACAGUUUGGUCUUUGUGCUGACCAGAGGAGCUGAUGGCUGGGCUACAGUCAUCCACGAUGGACAGAAGCUGCACAUCCCAAGCUCUCUCCUGGAGCCUGCCUCAAGGAUGGAUAAAUGG
Acanthisitta chloris (rifleman) is the source of this 729-nucleotide messenger RNA. RefSeq names its product neutrophil cytosol factor 2-like. The record is from RefSeq and is a predicted model, not a curated record. NCBI's taxonomy places the organism in Eukaryota, Metazoa, Chordata, Aves, Passeriformes, Acanthisittidae. The annotation marks the transcript as partial. Gene Ontology annotation, molecular function: superoxide-generating NADPH oxidase activator activity; protein binding. The transcript is spliced from 8 exons. Gene Ontology annotation, biological process: superoxide anion generation.